Didymodactylos carnosus is the source of this 666-nucleotide messenger RNA. NCBI's taxonomy places the organism in Eukaryota, Metazoa, Rotifera, Eurotatoria, Philodinida, Philodinidae. The record is from the annotation of a GenBank genome assembly.
AUGGUUCUUCAUUUAUAUGUUGACUGGUUAUCUCAGCCUUGUCGUGCCGUUGGCAUGUUACUGAUGGAGAAUAAUGUUGAACAUCAAGUACAUGACGUUAAAAUUAUGAGUGGAGAAACGCGGACCACUGAUUAUAAGAAGGUAAAUCCGGUUGGAAAAGUUCCCGCGAUUGUUGAUGAUGAUUUUCAUUUGGGCGAAUCUCAUACAAUAAUGCGUUAUAUAUGUGCAAGCAGGAAUCUACCUGAUCAUUAUUAUCCAAAUGAUAUUAAACAACGUGCUAGAGUCGACUAUUGGUUAGACUGGCAUCACAUGAAUUUACGUUUCGGAUCAAGCCGUUUAAUAAAAGCAAAUUUUUUUGGUCCUAUUCACAAAUUUCCGCAACAAACAAUCGAUGAAUCACGAAAAGAAGGUGAAGAUGUAUUAAAAUCAAGUUUAACCUUUAUGGAGGAAACUUUGGGCAAAAGUAACUAUAUUGCUGGUGGAAAUCAAUUAUCAAUUGCUGAUAUUGCAUUAGCAUCUGAAGUGGCAAUGUUGCCAAUUUCAGGAGCCUCAUGCGAAGGUUAUCCAAGCGUUCAGGCGUGGUUAAAAAGAAUUUCAACAGAAAUUAAGUCCUGGCCUCAAGUUAAUGCGACAUUAGAUCAGUUUCUUGCAUCGAAGGACAAAUAA